AUGGCGCGAUUUGCUUUCCGCGCGCCCUCGCUCCGAACGCUCUCGUUCCGCGCGCCCUCUUUCCGCGCGCCCUCUUUCCGCGUGCCCGUCCUGUCAAACCCUGCGCUGCUGCUAGCCGUCGCCCUCGUCAUCGUCGCGCCGAUCCACGUCAGCAGCAGCCCGCACAGCCCACACGUGGCGCGAUGCUCGCCGAUCUGGCAGACACGUGGCCGUCCGUGCUCCUGGUUCGAGGGCUGGUACGUGCGUGUAGUGGAUCCCUCUACAGGAGGCAGCUAUGCUGCAAUAAUUGGCUCCAUGCCUAUAGCGAAUCGCUCUAUAGCGAUGCUGCUCAGCUGCCACCCCAAGAGGAAGGGAGGGCGGGAAAGCUGUCAGGUGGGGGAAGGGCGGAGAGUGUUGAGAGAGGAGGGUUGGGGGAAGCAGGAACAGGAGCAGGAGCAGGAGCAGGAGCAGGAGCAGGAGCAGGAGCAGGAGCAGGAGCAGGGGACGGGAGAGUCAGAGGGGGGACGGAGUGGAGGGGCAGUUGGGGAAGGGGCAUCAGAGGCGGUAGCAUGCGGGGUAGGAUCAUCUGGGGAAGGGCCUAUCGAGUACGUGAUGGGGCAUGAUGCAGCUGGUGGCACAGAGACAGGGACAUUUGAAGCCGCAGCAGGAUUUGCAACAGCAGCGGGUGGAGGAUCAACAGGUGGAGCAUUCGAGACGGCAGCAUGUGAAGGGACUCUGAUUGAGAAGAUGGAAAUAGCGCGGCCCAGCAUAACAGUGGGCACGCACCCUCCCAAGCCCGUCUCCUCCGACCCAUCGGACUCAGCCCCGCCUGUGUUCGAGUGGCGGGUGGAGGGCCAUGGCUUUCUGAUCUCCCGUGGGUUCAACCACACGGAAGUGGAUAUCAGAGUGGGGGGGUCGAGGCUGCAGGCUAAUCUGACCAACCAGCGCCACUGGAACCCGUCUGAUCCCGGGGCAGGCCCAGAGGGGUGGGCGGCAUCAGUGUCACAGCUGAUUCCUGGAGGAAUGGGCGAGCUGCCGUGCCGCUGGUUUGUCAACAGCCUUGGUUCAACCGCCUCGUACCGCUUCUGGAAUGAGAGUGAGGGGGUGGCGGUGGAGGGGAGGGGGUGGGCGCAUGAGGAGAAGAACUGGGGGGAGUACUUCCCUGCUGGCCACGUGUGGAUGCAGGGCAUGUCAUCUGACAACAGCGUACAGCUUCAUAUCCAGCUGGUGGGAGCUGGUGGAAUUUUCCCCCUUGCUUCUCCUCCUCUCUCUUGCUCUCCGCACCCCUCAUCUCUCCCUCGACUUCCGAUUCAUUCACCCCUCACCUCAAUCCCCUCCGCCCUCUUCUCUUUACUCACCUUGUUCUCCCCAUGCUCUCACCCCUUCCCUUCCCCCCCCUUACUGCUCCCCCCAUUUUUACCAACUUUUUCCCCACAGCUGGUGGGAGCGGGAGCGUUUUUCCGCUUCGCCUCCCUCCCCUCCCUCCCCUCUCCACUGGUCCUCUCUCUCGGCCUCCGCACCCCCCACCACUCCCUCGACUUUCGAUCCAUCGACCCUCUCACCUCCUUCACUCCCCCCACCAUCGACUCCUGCUCCGGCCACUUCUCCCUCGCCGCCCGGACGCCGACCGCCGCCCUGCGGGUGCGGGUGCAUGCGCCGCCAUCGUCUUUUAGCGGGGCAGUGUGGAUGCCGAGGGCUGAUGGGGAUUGGGAUGCGACUGGGCGGGAAAGCUUCAGUGCUGUUAUGGAGAUUGAGCUGGAAGUGUGGGGGGGUGGCGCACUGACGGCGAAUCUCGAGGCGGACCUGGCGCCUGGCGGAGGGGAGCGCGCAGCGGAUGCGCGGCUGGACAUCCUCGUCUACAACUAUCGCGGCAAAACCAACGUGAAGGUGCAUAUUCACUAUGAGAGCCCCUCUCUCGUGGCGCCCACAGGCCAGUCCAUCCACGUGGGCCAGAUAGGCAGCAGCAGCGAGCCGAUCUGGACCAUUGACGGCGAUUGGACGGUGGAAGAUCCCGGCGAGUGGGACCUAUCAGUGUGGUAUAUGGGCGCAGGGAAGGCCAAGCCUGCAGGAUCAUCAAAAUCGGUUUUUUCUAUGGUGAAGAAGAUUGAUAGAGCGUGGUUUAGGAGCUUGAUUGCGACUAUGGCCUUCAAGCGACUCCAGUUCCCGUCGGGCUUCCUUCCCGUUAUCCUCAUCGCAUCUAUCGUCGUCCGUAGCACUUGCGCCGCCGAUCAUGGAUUCAGAAUUCAGAGCGCCACGUUCAACGGUAGUAACUUGGAGUCAGUGGCGUUUGCUGCGACCAAGACUCGCACAUCUAGGAGGCUCGGCAUCCUCCCGUUCCCCGGCUUUCUCAAGUGCGCGCUGGUGGCAAAUCUGAACGCAGGCAAUGUGCGGUCCAUCCUUGGGGGAGAUCCCGGUGCGGACGGCCUGGCACUCAUUCAAGUGUACAGGUACAACGGACAGACCAACGUGAACAUUCGCCUGCGAGCGCACGCGCUGUCUUCCUCCCCCAUUGCCCAGACCGUAAACAAGGCCUAUUCAGGCAACAACGGGCUGCCGGUGUGGGUGGUGUCAGGGCAGUGGGCUCGAGACAACAGCAACGACGCAUACACACUGCAAAAGUGGUACUAUGAGGCUAAUAAGAAGUACCCUCCUGGGUCUACUAGUUCCGUGUACUCUAUUGUUCGGGCGAUGGCCGGGGAUCCGAGGCGGUACUAUGCGGUGGUGAGCUCUGUGACCCGGCCGCUAGGGGCGAUCAGGGGGCAGUUCAGGAGGACCCUGCCGUUUUUGCUGUACCCGUGGAAUCCGUGCUAG
Closterium sp. NIES-65 is the source of this 2790-nucleotide messenger RNA. The record is from the annotation of a GenBank genome assembly. NCBI's taxonomy places the organism in Eukaryota, Viridiplantae, Streptophyta, Zygnematophyceae, Desmidiales, Closteriaceae.